UGACUUUAAGGCUCUCAUUCCAGAUGCAGAGCUACACACACACUGUCUCUCAGCACCACUUCUGAACUGUAGAAAAUGGACCAGAGACUGUUAUUUUUCUUCUUUCUGAUUGCACCAUGGAUGCUAUGCGCAACAGGACAAAAUGAUCACAUGGAACUUGAAAACAGUGAUUUUCUGAGAGAGGAUCUUGACAAAUGGCAGUCAGAUGAUAACAUGUUCAUGGAGGUAAAGAAAAAAAAGGAAAAGGUUAUUGCAAUCCCAGACACUGAAACUGUCGAUAAUUCAAGCGAUGAAGGAUCAGCAGUAGAGAAAAAAGAAGCAGAUCUUCCCACUUGCUUGCUGUGUGUAUGCUUGUCUGGAUCUGUGUACUGCGAAGAGGUUAGCCCAGAUAUGACAACAGUACCAGCUUUGCCAAAGGAAACCUCAUACCUUUAUGCACGCUUCAACAAAAUAAAAAAAAUCACCAACAAGGAUUUUGCUGAUGUUGCCACAUUAAAAAGAAUCGACUUGACUGGCAAUCUCAUUUCGGAAAUAGAAGAUGGAGUCUUUUCCAAAAUGGACCAACUGGAAGAACUAACGCUGGCUGAGAACAAACUAAUUAAACUCCCAAUGCUGCCCCCAAAACUUGUAUCACUCAAUGCAAAUUACAAUCGACUCAAAACAAAAGGGAUCAGAUCAACCAUUAUAAAGAAACUCAAAAAACUGGCGUACCUCUACCUUGGUGACAAUGAAUUGGAGGCUAUUCCACCACUUCCUGAGAGUCUGCAUGUUGUGCACCUGCAUAAUAAUAACAUAACCACCCUGACGGAUGAAACUUUCUGCAAGGGCAAUGACACACACUACAUCAGGCACAACAUGCAAGAGGUGCGUCUGGAUGGAAACCCACUGAUACUAGCCCAGCAUCCAAACAGCUUCAUCUGUCUGAAGUCUCUUCCAUUCGGCCUCUACAACUAAGCUGAAUUCCAGUGAAGUGACUGUAGAGAGGACACACUCACUCUGCAG
Molecule: messenger RNA, 1002 nt
Organism: Clarias gariepinus (North African catfish)
Lineage: Eukaryota; Metazoa; Chordata; Actinopteri; Siluriformes; Clariidae
Gene: ognb
Product: osteoglycin, paralog b
Exons: 6
Coding region: 76-954 (292 amino acids)
Molecular function (GO): protein binding
Source: RefSeq, a predicted model, not a curated record